AUGGAGCCCUGUGGUCAUUGUAUUUUCUCCAAUAAACAAUGCCAUUAUGGCCGUGGAUCAGCACAACUUCACGGACAUGCAGAUGAACAAACUUCUGAUGGCCAGAUCGUCGAUGAAUCUGCGCCCGCUGUGCACGUGCAUGCACUCAGUGCCACCCCACAACAGGUCUCCGUUCCUCUGAUGGGACCGAGGACGCCCUCAGUCUUAUUUCGCCGCACUGGGCAUGUGUCGGAUGCCCAACUCACUGUACCUCGCUCAGGUGUCAUCACGACAUCCCUCGACCAGGAAACGAGCACUAUUGUCGAGCGAAACGACAUCGGAAAUGCUUCACAGGAGUCGACCAUCUCCUUGAACAAGUCCAGAGUGUUCGGAAAGAGCCACUGGACAAACUCCACCCUUGAGCUUCAAAAGACAGCCGCUGUCCUGAAUCCUGAAGAUGAACAUGCAAUUGGUAAUGAAGAUCUUGCCAGACUGAAAUGGGAAAUUGGGUCUCUCCUUCAGAUGUGCAAAUCUCUUUCCAAGGCUAUCAAGUCUCACCAAACAAGCAUGCCCCGUUGUGACUCACAGGCAUAUCCAUCAAUCGCGAAAAUUAUUGUCGAUCAGAUGGUUUGUUUGUAUGCAACACGAUUUGAGUCUGCAUUUCGCAUACUGCACAUCCCGUCGUUUUGGAGGGAGUACGAGAUGUACUGGAGUGGUCCUACUGAAACUGAAACUAUCCUCCGGUUAAAGGUCCAGCUUGUCACAGCUCUCGGAAUGUCUAUCUGCCCACCUACCAUGGACACACCCGAUCUAUACUCAACAGCACGCCAAUGGUUAUACGCCGCGCAGGACUGGCUAGCAGGACCCAUGAAAAAGAGUUGUAUUACCAUCGCUGGCCUACAGGUGCAAUGUCUUCUGGUCUUGGCUCGGCAGGCUCUUGCGCUUGGGGGCGACCUAGUCUGGAUAUCCAUGGGGACAGUCACUCGGACGGCCAUGCAGAUGGGCCUACACCGUGACCCGAGCCAUUUCAAGAGGAUGGGUGUACUUGAAGCUGAGGUCCGUCGAAGACUCUGGGCAACUGUCUUAGAGCUGAAUGUUCAAGCAGCCUUAGAUGCUGGAGUACCACCUACUAUAUCAUGCGAUGACUUUGACACGGAGGCACCAUCCAAUUUCAAUGACGAGGAUAUUGAUAACCAGGGUGAAGCACUCCCUGCACACUCCAUCACCGUAGUCACCGAGUCAUCUCUCCAGCGCUUUUUGUUCCAAUGUCUCCGUCCAAGACUGGAAGUCGCCAGGAUUAUGAAUGGCAUAACAUCUGUCCCCUCGGAAGAUAGGUACAACGAUUAUAUUGCUCUAACCACCUCAAUUGUCAACGCCUGCCGGGGUCUUGGUGCUUACAUCAACAACACUAACAGUCCCGACACAGCACUUUUUCAUAGAAAUUUUGCAGACCUCCUUCUCAGACGCUUUAUACUCCAAAUCCAUCGACCCCUUGUUGGCCAAACCCGAACCAACCCAUUGUACUAUUACUCGAGAAAGAUGAGCCUCGAUGCGGCUAUGGCGAUACUCUCUCCGGUCUCGAGAAAUACCGAGUUCGCACACCUUGUGCUCCUCGGGGCCGGUCUGUUCAAGAACCGUAUGAUCCACGCGUCUCUAGCCGUGGCGUCGGAAUUACUAAUGGAAAUUAAAGAGCAAGCACCAUUAGGUCACCACUUGCUCACAGCGGACGUUUCUGCAUACAGGAAGAUAUUGACAGAGGCCCUGAAAGAAGGAAUCCGGCAGUCGGCAGAGCGAAUUCGCCUUGGAGAAACAAAUGUGAAACUACAUAUGAAAUUGAGCAUGGCUCUCUGUCAGUCAGAAAUGGCAGGCGAGAGUUCUUCAUUGACGCACCAUUUGGUCCAAAGCGCCAAGAAGAGUCUGGAACAAUCGUAUGCUACAAUCUUAGAGCGGGCAGCUUCUGAAGGGGUAGAAAUUGAACCUUGGGAACGUGGUAGGACAUUUGAGGACGUUGAACGAACGGACUUCGAUCCAGAGAGCUUCUCAAUGCUCUCUGACUUCAACCUAGAUGACCUGUUCUUUCUUCCUCCUGAAUUCAACACCCACGUAACAUGA
Molecule: messenger RNA, 2091 nt
Organism: Exophiala bonariae
Lineage: Eukaryota; Fungi; Ascomycota; Eurotiomycetes; Chaetothyriales; Herpotrichiellaceae
Exons: 3
Coding region: 1-2091 (696 amino acids)
Biological process (GO): DNA-templated transcription; regulation of transcription by RNA polymerase II
Cellular component (GO): nucleus
Molecular function (GO): DNA-binding transcription activator activity, RNA polymerase II-specific; RNA polymerase II cis-regulatory region sequence-specific DNA binding; zinc ion binding
Source: RefSeq, a predicted model, not a curated record